Paraglomus occultum is the source of this 1877-nucleotide messenger RNA. The record is from the annotation of a GenBank genome assembly. Lineage: Eukaryota; Fungi; Glomeromycota; Glomeromycetes; Paraglomerales; Paraglomeraceae.
AACCUCGUCUUGCGAAGAAACUAACGCCGCAAAUAUUUCAUAUGAUUGAGAAUACACCGGCCAUGUCAUUAUUAUAUGAAUGUAUUUAUACUGCAAUCACUGGAGGCAUGCUAAAUUCGGACAGACAAUCAGACGCCCUAGCCGCUGUCUGCUAUGCCUGCGUAUUGAUCGAGCCUAUUACAGUGAAGUACGUUGGUCUCUUGGCACUUGCAAAGAUUCUUCCGACACAUCCAAAACAUGUCGCAGAACAUCGAGAUAUAAUAUUAAAGUGCAUUGAUGAUUCCGACAUCAGCAUACGACUACGCUCAUUAGAUUUAGUCGUUGGGAUGGUUAACAAGAAGAAUCUGACAGACAUUGUAAAACGAUUGAUGUCACAUCUCUUGCCUCCUUCAAAUACCAAGAAUUCUGCCACAAAUCAUUUACUUCCAUCGACUCUGCUUGAACCAGCUUAUCGCGCGGACAUCAUACAUCGUAUUAUAUAUAUAUGCUCCCAGAAUUCAUAUGCCAACGUGACUAAUUUUGAGUGGUACGUCGCAGUACUGGUUGACCUUACUUACGUUGCUGGCGUCAAAGUUGGAGAUCUUCUGACAAGUCAGCUCAUGGAUGUGUGCGUUCGCGUGAAGAGCGUUCGUAAUUAUUGUGUUAAAGCAAUGAUCAAAUUGUUAUCGGAUGUUACCUUGCUAGAGAAUUGUUCGCUCCCUGAUUCCAACGCAGAAGUCUUGUAUGCUGCAGCAUGGCUGGCUGGAGAAUAUUGCAGCUACCAGGUUAAUCCUUCGGAUACUAUAGAGCAUCUUCUUCAGUCCGGUGUAACAAAACUUUCGCAUCGUGUGCAAGCGGUUUAUGUCCACAAUGUUCUUAAAAUAUACGCUUAUUGGGCGAAAAGUCAUACGUACAACUGGGAUGAGGAUGCAAAGGAGGAUUUACUUCGAGUUACCACAUUAAUUGACGAGAAAUUUGGAAUGUUUUGUUCAUGCACAGAUUUAGAGGUUCAGGAACGGGCACAUAACGUACGGGCAAUUAUUUCGGUAGUGCGCGAACAGUUGACGAGCAACGUUCCUGUCCAAACUGACAAAACCGAUAAUUAUGAUAUGUCGGAAACAGCACCUGCUGUUAUCGAUGAACUAUACAAUUUGUUUUUUGCCUACGAGCUCAACCCGGUGGCACCUAAAGCACAAAAGAAGGUUCCUAUACCUGCCGGGUUAGAUCUUGAUGCGUGGAUUAACGAACCACCCCCACCGUCUGAAAGCAACAGUAGUGGCGAGGAAGAAAGUUACGGUUUUGGUUACCGGCAAAGAUUAGGUGGCAGUGGCGAUUUGGUGUUUUCAAAGAGCAGUGGAACGGCGGUCGGGAGACGGCGUGGAAGAAAAAAUCGGCAGAAGGGUGAUCGUGAUAAGGAAGAAAGUGAAGAAAUGAAGGAUCAGCGUCGAAGAGAGCGAAGAGAACGCAUGAGAAAUGACCCUUUUUAUAUAGAUGUUGGAGAUUACGAUACUCCUAAAAGAACAAAGCCUGAAAGUCCACCAAAGUCCGCCACAAACGAAGUUGACGUUGAUUCUAUACCCGUGGUUCGUCUUACAAUGGAUGAUUUUGACUUCCGACCGAAAAAAAAUAAAGGGAAGUCUAAAAGAUCAAAAGAAAGCAGGAGAAGGGAAAUAUCGGCUCUCUCGUCACUACCUCCAGUAAUCUAUACAGAUAUUGGAGAGAUGCCAGAGAACGCAACGUUAUCAGAUGACGAUAGGGACGUAAAACCACAGGAUCAAGAGGUCUCUCCCUGGAGAAAGCCAAAUGACAGAGGCAUUUUGGAUAUUGAUUUUUCGGGAAUUUCUAAUGUGGAUUUAUCAACUCCAUUAACGGAAAACGAGAAAUUUCCUCAGACAACA